This is a messenger RNA of Pistacia vera, 2256 nucleotides long. RefSeq names its product regulation of nuclear pre-mRNA domain-containing protein 1B-like. Bases 297 to 2015 code for a protein of 572 amino acids. The record is from RefSeq and is a predicted model, not a curated record. Gene Ontology annotation, cellular component: RNA polymerase II, holoenzyme. The transcript is spliced from 8 exons. Gene Ontology annotation, biological process: mRNA 3'-end processing. NCBI's taxonomy places the organism in Eukaryota, Viridiplantae, Streptophyta, Magnoliopsida, Sapindales, Anacardiaceae. Gene Ontology annotation, molecular function: RNA polymerase II complex binding.
GGAACCCUUAAAUCUGCAAUCAUUGAACUCAACCGAUUUUACAGAGAUUUUUCGAAUUGUAAAGCUUCACGUCGCCGAAUUUUCCCUCCGGCUGUAGAAUCGCAAAGUUUUCUUGCUGGUUGUCUUCUUUGUGCUGCCAUUGGAAGCCAUGAAGUUGUUGUUAAAGUCGUGAUCGCCGGCUAUCGUCCAAGCUGGCCGUCGAUCGCUUCUUCACCGUGAAGUGGUUGGCUGCUUGAGUCGGCUUUCGAACCGUGAGAAAUUACUGCAGGAUAUAGCAAAACCUAUUGAACAUCAGGAUGAGCAGCGAGGCUUUUGAUGGAGUGAUAUUGGCUGAGAAGUUAUCUAAACUUAACAAUUCACAACAAAGCAUUGAAUCAUUGUCUCGAUGGUGUAUUACUCACCGGAAGAAAGCAAAACAGAUUGUUGAAACGUGGGAUAAACUGUUCAACUCUUCCCAGAAAGAGCAGCGUGUUUCUUUCCUAUAUUUAGCUAAUGAUAUUCUGCAAAAUAGUAGGAGAAAGGGCAGCGAGUUUGUGAAUGAAUUUUGGAAAGUUCUUCCUGUUGCUCUCAAGCAUGUUUAUGAUAAUGGUGAUGAAUAUGGAAAAAAAGCAGUGACGAGACUGGUUGACAUAUGGGAAGAAAGGAAAGUUUUUGGUUCUCGAGGGCAGAAUCUUAAAGAUGAAUUGCUUGGUAAGAAUCCUCGUCCUAUUUCUGUGAGCAAUGGAAAGAGCUCAAAUCCAAUCAAGAUAGUGAAGAGGGAUGUUAAUUCAUUAAGAAUUAAAUUGGCUGUUGGAGCUCUGCCAGAAAAAAUAAUUACUUCAUUUCAGUCUGUACUCGAUGAAAGCCUUAAUGAAGAAGCUGCUUUAAACAAGUGUAAUGCUGCUGCACACCAUGUGGGAAAACUUGGGGAAGAUUUUGAAAACUCUCCAGCUCCAGGAAAUCAGCAUGGGUCUGCAGUGGUUGAUCAGCUACAAGAACAGGAAAAUGUCCUUCAACAAUGCGUUGGACAACUUGAAAGUGCUGAAACAUCAAGAGCUGCCUUGGUUUCCCAGCUUAAAGAGGCACUUCAGGACCAAGAAUUAAAGCUGGAGUUCAUUCGUGCUCGGUUGCAAGUUGCUCGAGGUCAGAUUGAGCGAGCAAGUGAUAUGAGGAAAAGGCUAACAUCUCCUCCAGUUCCUGGUCUUCCAUCUGGCAAUAAUAUUCCAGCAACAGAGUCUGCAAAGGUGGUAGAGUCCAUUAUUCCCUCUAUUCAGCCAACCAGCGCUCCACCUCACUCUCUCAACCAACCUGUCCUUUCAUUUGCACCAUUGAAAGCUACUGAAGAAGAUAACAAGAAAGCAGCGGCAGCUGCUGUUGCUGCUAAGCUUGCUGCCUCUACAUCCUCUGCCCAGAUGCUUACCUCAGUUCUUUCAUCUCUUGUUGCAGAAGAAGCUGCCUCAUUGAAUGGUAGCUUAAACUCUGGUGGAUUCACUGCAGGUUUAUCCAUAUUCCCACCAGAAAAACGGCCCAAACUUGAGAAACCAAUGGCCAUUUCUGAUGUCAGCAAUUCUGAUGUGGGCAGCUCAACCUAUUUUAGCUCUUUACAACAGCAACCAAUGACCAAUAUGCCAGUUGUACUGUCCUCAAGUAUGCAACCGAUGGCCCAAUCAAACCAGAUGCAAUCCCCAUUUGCUCCAGCUCCGCCACCACCUCCUCCACCCCCUCUAUCACCCGUAAAUCCACCAGUUAGUCAAUAUGUUCAGUCUGCUGGUAUGAUGGUUGGUGUCAUGCCAUAUGGUUAUGGAGCAAAUACACUACCACCACCGCCUCUGCUGCCUCCACAUAUUGCAAUGGGUUUGGGACGACCUGGUUCUCAGUCACUCCAGCCUCAGCCACAGCCACAGCCCCAGCAUUCGCAGCAGCAACAACAGCAACAGCAGCAGCAGCAACCAGCUGGAGGAGGAUAUUAUCGGCCGCCAGGCAUUGGAUUUUAUGGGCAGAGCCAGCCUUCAACGCCUCCAGUACCUCGGCAGUAGGCUACCCUCAAAACUCACGGGUGACAGGGUCCUUAAAGAGGCUGUUGUGUAUUGGGUUUUUCAGGCAAAGCCAUCAACCAGUACUUAUCCAACCUCGGCAUGGAGUUUUUCUUAAAAUCAUGAAACUCAUCGGGUCUUCAUGAUCUGUGCUAUUGUGUAAAUUAAUAGAAAUUUAGUUAGAUGUGCAUGUAGACUUAAUAUGAAAUCCUUUCACUGACGCCCCACCUUAGGAUUCAUCAUC